Molecule: messenger RNA, 1935 nt
Organism: Panicum virgatum (switchgrass)
Lineage: Eukaryota; Viridiplantae; Streptophyta; Magnoliopsida; Poales; Poaceae
Product: aspartic proteinase PCS1-like
Exons: 1
Coding region: 212-1546 (444 amino acids)
Biological process (GO): proteolysis
Molecular function (GO): aspartic-type endopeptidase activity
Source: RefSeq, a predicted model, not a curated record
CUGCGUCACCAUUCGCCACCACUCCAGUGCACUGCCCGCGUGCACACUCCUCUCCUCGCCCACGGCGUGCCACUGCCACCCCGCCCAUAAAAAUCCACCGGGAGGCCCGGCCGCGAAACCCCACCCGCGAAUCCAACACGAGAACGCAUCGCGUCGCCCCCCUCGCAUCACAUGCGCGCAUAGGACCCGGCUGCAGGUCGCACUCACCACCAUGCCGCCCCCGCUGCUCGCCUGUCUCCUCCUCGUCCUCCUCGUCUCGCCGGCCGCGGCGCGGCCGUGGUCCGUGGCGGCCGAGGCGCCGAAGCCCGCGGCGAGGCCUCGCGUGUUCCCGCUGCGGGCGCGGCAGGUGCCGGCGGGGGCGCUGCCGCGGCCGCCGAGCAAGCUGCGGUUCCACCACAACGUCAGCCUCACCGUGUCGCUCGCCGUCGGCACGCCGCCGCAGAACGUCACCAUGGUGCUCGACACCGGCAGCGAGCUGUCGUGGCUGCUCUGCGCGCCAGGCCGCCGGGCGAACGCGAGCGCCCCCAGGGGCGCGUCGUUCCGUCCGGGGGCCUCGCGCUCCUUCGCCGCCGUGCCCUGCGGCGCCGCGCAGUGCAGCUCCCGGGACCUGCCGGAGCCGCCGUCCUGCGACGGCGCCUCGCGCCAGUGCCGCGUGUCGCUGUCCUACGCGGACGGGUCCACCUCCGACGGCGCCCUCGCCACCGACGUCUUCGCCGUCGGCGACGCGCCGCCGCUGCGGUCCGCGUUCGGCUGCAUGUCCUCCGCCUACGACUCGUCCCCGGACGGCGUCGCCACGGCCGGGCUGCUGGGCAUGAACCGGGGCACGCUCUCCUUCGUGUCGCAGGCCAGCACGCGGCGCUUCUCGUACUGCAUCUCCGACCGCGACGACGCCGGCGUGCUGCUGCUCGGCCACAGCGACCUCCCCCCGUUCCUGCCGCUCAACUACACGCCCAUGUACCAGCCCACCCUGCCGCUCCCCUACUUCGACCGCGUUGCCUACUCGGUCCAGCUCCUCGGCAUCCGCGUCGGCGGCAAGCCGCUGCCCAUCCCGGCGUCGGUGCUCGCGCCGGACCACACCGGCGCCGGGCAGACGAUGGUGGAUUCCGGCACGCAGUUCACCUUCCUGCUCGGGGACGCCUACUCCGCUCUGAAAGCCGAGUUCUUGAAACAAACCAAGCCCCUCCUCCCGGCGCUCGACGACCCCAGCUUCGCGUUCGAACAAGCGUUCGACACCUGCUUCCGCGUGCCCACGGGCCGCCCGCCGCCGUCGGCGCGGCUCCCUGCGGUGUCCCUGCUGUUCAAGGGCGCGGAGAUGUCGGUGGCGGGGGACAGGCUGCUGUACAAUGUCCCCGGCGAGCGGCGCGGGGGCGACGGCGUGUGGUGCCUCACGUUCGGGAACGCGGACAUGGUGCCCCUGACGGCGUACGUGAUCGGGCACCACCACCAGAUGAACCUGUGGGUGGAGUACGACCUGGAGCGCGGCCGCGUCGGGCUCGCGCCCGUCAAGUGCGACGUCGCCAGUGAGCGGCUCGGCCUGAUGCUGUGACGCGAGCCGUCACCGCUCUGGGGGGGGGGGGGGGGGGGGGGGGGGGGGUUGUGUGGCCUGCCUGGAGGAUCCGCCGCUGGCCCGCUGCCUUGUAGUAUAACCGUAGGCAACCAAACGUUUCAGUUUGGAACUUGUUUGUCUUGAUCGUGCGUGUGUACAGUUUGUAGUGUAAGCUGGAAAUUAAGUGUGCCGCGUAGUGAUGUGUUCACUCUUUGACUGAGCAUGUAGGGUUGUGUACAGUGUACGGUGUGAAGCUUGACUUUCUUUGCUUAUUUUGUUGUUAUUACUAGUGUCUUCUCACUUUUGGUGCUGCAUCUUAGAUGAUACUGCAGCAAUUUGCAGACUACUGAAUUAUUGCUGAUGCAAACAUAAAAGGCUUGGAGUUUGGA